GAGACCCCAAUAGAACCCCAAUAGGGCCCCAAUGGGACCCCAAAAAGACCCCAGUGGGACCCCAAAAAUACCCCAAUGGGACCCCAAAAGGACAACCCCAUAGGGGACCCCCAUAAGACCCCAAUAGGAAUCCCAUAGAGGACCCCAAUAGGACCCCAGUGGGACCCCAAUAGGACCCCAAUGGGACCCCAAAAGGAGAACCCCAUAGGGGACCCCCAUAAGACCCCAAUAGGAAUCCCAUAGAGGACCCCAAUAGGACCCCAAUGGGACCCCAAAAAGACCCCAGUGGGACCCCAAUCAUACCCCAAUGGGACCCCAAAAGGACCCCACGAGGGGACCCCUGUAAGACCCCAAUAGGAAUCCCAUAGAGGACCCCAAUAGGACCCCAAUGGGACCCCAAUAAGAUCCCAAUAGGGGACCCCAAGGGGACCCCAAUGGGACCCCAAUAAUACCCCAAUGGGACCCCUGUAAGACCCCAAUAGGAAUCCCAUAGAGGACCCCAAUGGGACCCCAAUAAGAUCCCAAUAGGGGACCCCAAUGGGACCCCAAUAAGAUCCCAAUAGGGGACCCCAAUGGGACCCCAAAAGGACCCCAAGGGGACCCCAAUAAGAUCCGAAUAGGGGACCCCAAUAGGACCCCAGUAAGAUCCCAAUAGGGGACCCCAACGGGACCCCCAUAAGACCCCAAUAGGAGACCCCUAUAAGACCCCAAUAGGAAUCCCAUAGAGGACCCCAAUAGGACCCCAAUAGGGCCCCAAUGGGACCCCAGAAGGACCCCAAUAGGGGACCCCUAUAAGACCCCAAUAGGAGACCCCAAUGGGAUCCAUUGCCACUUGGAGGGCAGCAGUGGGGUGAAGCCCAGCCCCCCAGUGCCACUUGUGGGGCAGGACAUGGCCCCCAGUGCCACUUGUGGGGCAAGACAUGCCCCCAGUGCCACUUGUGGGUCGCUAUGGGGCGGGACAUGCCCCCAGUGCCACUUGUGGGUCGCUAUGGGGCGGGACAUGGCCCCCAAUGCCACUUGUGGGGCAGGACGUGGCCCCCAGUGCCACUUGUGGGGCAGAACAUGGCCCCCAAUGCCACUUGUGGGUCGCUAUGGGGCAGGACGUGGCCCCCAAUGCCAUUUGUGGGUCGCUAUGGGGAGGGACAUGCCCCCCAGUGCCACUUGUGGGUCGCUAUGGGGCGGGACAUGGUCCCCAAUGGCACUUGUGGGUCGCUAUGGGGCAGGACGUGGCCCCAAGUGCCACUUGUGGGGCAGAACAUGGCCCCCAAUGCCACUUGUGGGUCGCUAUGGGGCGGGAUGUGGCCCCCAGUGCCAAUUGUGGGUCGCUAUGGGGUGGGACAUGCCCCCCAGUGCUACUUGUGGGGCAGGACAUGGCCCCAGUGCCACUUGUGGGGCAGGACGUGGCCCCCAGUGCCACUUGUGGGGCAGGACAUAGCUCCAAAUGCCGCUUGUGGGUCGCUAUGGGGCAGGAUAUGCCCCCCAGUGCCACUUGUGGGUCGCCAUGGGGAGGGACAUGCCUCCAAGUGCCACUUGUGGGGCAGGACAUGACCCCCAGUGUCACUUGUGGGGCGGGAUACGGCCCCCAGCAUCACUUGUGGGUCGCUAUGGGGAGGGACGUGCCCCCAAGUGCCACUUGUGGGGCAGGACAUAGCUCCCAACGGCACUUGUGGGUCGCUAUGGGGCAGUGAUCGCGACGAUGCGGGACCCACGGCGCAGUGGGGCGCUGGAGGCGGCGGUGGGGCCGGCCAUGGGGCAGACGCUGCGCGUGGAGCAGUUGGACGUGUGCAGCGACAGCUCCGUGCAGGAAUGCAUGAGCCUGCACGGGGACAGCGUGGANGUGCUCGUGAACAACGCGGGCGUGGGGCUGGUGGGGCCACUGGAGGGCACGGCGCUGGCGGAGGUGCAGCGCGUGCUGGACACCAACGUGGUGGGGGUGGUGCGCGUGGUGCGAGCCGUCCUGCCCCACAUGAAGCGGCGCCGCCGCGGACACAUCGUGGUGCUCAGCAGCGUCAUGGGACGGCACGGUACGGGGGUCAAAGGUCACGGGGUCAAAGGUCAAGGGUCGGGGGGUCACGGGGUCAGGGGUCACACGGUCAUGGAGUCAAGGGGUCUGAGGUUGGGGAUCAUGGGGUUGGUUGGGGUCAUGUUAGGGGUCCCAUUGUGGUGCUCAGCAGCGUCAUGGGAAGGCACGGUAUGGGGGGUCAAAGGUCACGGGGUCAGGGGUCACGGGGUCAUGGGUCACGGGGUCAAAGGUCAUGGGGUCAGGGGUCGCGGGGUCAGGGGUUGGUUGGGGUUAUGGGGUCACAUAAUGGUGCUCAGCAGCGUCAUGGGAAUGCACAGUACAGGGGUCAAAGGUCACGGGGUCAGGGGUCACGAGGUCACGGGGUCGGGGGUCACGGGGUCAUGGGUCAUGGUUAGGGUUAGGGGUCAUGGGGUUGGUUGGGGUCAUGGGGUCGCAUUGUGGUGCUCAGCAGCGUCAUGGGAAUGCACAGUACAGGGGGGUCAAAGGUCACGGGGUCAGGGGUCAUGGGGUCGGAGGUCAGGGGUCAUGGGGGGUUGGGGUUCCAAGGGUCAGAGGUCAUGGGGGCAUGGGGUUGGUUAGGGUCAUGGGGUCCCAUCGUGGUGCUCAGCAGCGUCAUGGGAUGGCACGGUACGGGGUCAGGGGUCAAAGGUCACGGGGUCAAAGGUCACGGGGCCGGGUGUCAAGGGGGAGGGGUCACAGGGUCAGGGUUCGGGGUCACAAGGUCAGGGGGCAUGGUUAGGGUUAGGGGUCAUGGGGUCACAUCGUGGUGCUCAGCAGCGUCAUGGGACGGCACGGUACGGGGGUCAAAGGUCACGGGGCAACGGUCACGGGGUCAAAGGUCAUAGGUCAAGGGGUCAGAGGUUGGGGGUCACGGGGAAGGGGUCAGGGGAUCAUGGGGUUUGUUAGGGGUCCCAUUGUGGUGCUCAGCAGCGUCAUGGGACGGCACGGUACGGGGGUCAAAGGUCACAGGGUCGGGGGUCACGGGGUCAAAGGUCACGGGGUCGGGGGUCAUGGUCUCACCUGUGGGUCUCACCUGGGGGUCCCACUUUGUGGGUUGCACUUGGGGGUCAAUGUGGAUCCCACUUAGGGGUCCCACUUGGGGGUCACCGUGGGUCCCACUUAUGGGUCUCACCUGGGGGUUGCCGUGGGUCUCACUUGUGGGUCUCACUUGUGGGUCCCACUUGGGGGGUCACUGUGGAUCCCACUUGUGGGUCUCACCUGCGGGUCCCACUUAGGGGUCCCACUUGGGGGUCACCGUGGGUCCCACUUGUGGGUCUCACUUGGGGGUCACUUUGGGGUCCCACUUGUGGGUCUGACUUGGGGGUCCCACUUGUGGGUCGCACUUGGGGGUCACCAUGGGUCCCACUUUGGGGUCCCACUUGUGGGUCCGACUUGUGGGUCUGACUUGUGGGUCCCACUUGUGGGUCUCACUUGGGGGUCUCACUUGGGGGUCACUUUGGGGUCCCACUUGUGGGUCUGACUUGGGGGUCCCACUUGUGGGUCUCAGUUGGGAGUCACUGUGGGUCCCACUUGUGGGUCUCACUUUGGGGUCUGACUUGUGGGUCCGACUUGUGGGUCUCACUUGUGGGUCCGACUUGUGGGUCCGACUUGUGGGUCUCACUUGUGGGUCCCACAUGUGGGUCUGACUUGUGAGUCUCACUUGUGGGUCCGACUUGUGGGUCUCACUUGUGGGUCCCACUUGUGGGUCCGACUUGUUGGUCUGACUUGUGGGUCUCACUUGGGGGUCACUUUGGGGUCCCACUUGUGGGUCCCACUUGUGGGUCCCACUUGUGGGUCUGACUUGUGGGUCUCACUUGGGGGUCACUUAGGGGUCCCACUUGUGGGUCUGACUUGUGGGUCCCACUUGUGGGUCCGACUUGUGGGUCUCACUUGGGGUCACUUAGGGGUCCCACUUGUGGGUCUGACUUG
Numida meleagris (helmeted guineafowl) is the source of this 3952-nucleotide messenger RNA. RefSeq lists its product as uncharacterized. The record is from RefSeq and is a predicted model, not a curated record. NCBI's taxonomy places the organism in Eukaryota, Metazoa, Chordata, Aves, Galliformes, Numididae. Bases 1697 to 2602 code for a protein of 301 amino acids. The transcript is spliced from 3 exons.